Messenger RNA from Calidris pugnax (ruff), 5255 nucleotides. It is a transcript of the gene PER3, whose product is annotated as period circadian clock 3. Gene Ontology annotation, molecular function: transcription corepressor binding; transcription cis-regulatory region binding. The coding region runs from base 253 to 3906 and encodes 1217 amino acids. Lineage: Eukaryota; Metazoa; Chordata; Aves; Charadriiformes; Scolopacidae. The transcript has 22 exons. The record is from RefSeq and is a predicted model, not a curated record. Gene Ontology annotation, biological process: circadian regulation of gene expression; entrainment of circadian clock by photoperiod; negative regulation of transcription by RNA polymerase II. Gene Ontology annotation, cellular component: nucleus; cytoplasm.
CAGCCGCUGGGGGUCUGCCUCCGCGGGGCUAAGGCGCUGCCGGGCUGCGGGAAGGGAGCCCCCCGUGUAGGAGGGUCGGUCUGAAGAGGGCGGGGGGUGGGCGUCCCUUCGAGGCGGUGCCGCUGUCUCCCGCAGCAAGACCGGGCAGGCCCGCCCCCGUCCCCGUCCCGGAGGCUGAGGGUCUAGGGCCGGCUGAGGAGUCCAGGCCGCGGCGGUCGAUGCCCCUGCGGUGCGGCGGUUUGCGGAUCGGCCAUGGACGCGGGCGAGCUCCGGGGAGGCAGCUCGGAGCACGGCGAGCCUUGGCCACCGGCCGGCGACGAGCGGGAGGAGGUGGUCAGCCCCGCCGGGCCGGGCGGGCAGGAGGGAGAGCGACGGGCGGGAACCGGCUCCGUCUGUGCGGGAAGCGGCUGCGGCGGGAACCGGCUGAAGGAGCCGAGCCCCGGGAGAAGCGAUCCCUGCGGCCGCCGGACGAGGGGCUGCUCGGCGGGGAAGCAAAGCAAAGUUAACGGUGAGCAGCUGAAUUGGAGCCAGUCUCACAGAGAUCUGAUGAUGAUGAUCCAAGAAAUGAAAAGAUGUUUGCCUGAAGAGAAAAGGAGUUCCAGCAAGCCCAGUACAAUCAGUGCUCUCAACUAUGCCUUGCAGUGUGUCCAGCAGGUCCAAGCAAACAAUGACUUUUUCCAGGCUCUGAAUGACCGAAGGGUGUUUCAGACAGACGUGAUGACAUACAGCAUAGAAGAGUUGGUGGCAGUUGCAUCUGAGCACACUCCAAAAAACACUGACACGUUUGUGGCGGUGUUUUCCCUGCUCUCGGGACGCAUGGUGCAUAUUUCUGAGCAGGCAGCCUCCAUUCUAAACUGUAAGAAGAAAGUGUUGGACUCCUCCCGGUUCGUGGAGCUGCUGGUACCUCAGGAUGUGAGUGUGUUCUAUGCACACACUGAUCAGUCCCACCUGCCACUUUGGAACAUGGAAACUCAAGCAGCUUCUCUGUACGAAUACGCCCAGGUGAAAUCCUUUUUCUGCAGAAUCAGGGGUGGUAAAGAUCAAGAACAAGAAACACGUUGUUACCCUUUCCGAAUCACCCCAUACUUGGUCCACGUAUGUACUUCUGUCCACGUGGAUGCAGAGUCCUGCUGCUUAGCUUUGGCUGAGAAAAUUCACUCUGGAUAUGAAGCUCCUCGAAUUCCUAUGGAUAAAAGAAUCUUCACCACCACUCACACCCCUGGAUGUGUUUUUCUUGAAAUAGAUGACAGAGCAGUGCCUUUGUUGGGUUACUUACCUCAGGAUUUAAUUGGAACGUCCAUACUGAUGUAUUUGCACCCAGAAGAUCGUCCAUUGAUGAUUGCUGUUCACAGGAAAAUCCUGAAAUUUGCUGGCCAAUCCCCUUUCGAACAUCUGCCUAUCAGAUUUUGUACUCAAAAUGGGGAUUAUGUCAUACUGGAUACCAGCUGGUCCAGUUUUGUGAAUCCUUGGAGCAGGAAAGUGGUGUUCAUCAUCGGCCGACACAAAGUCCGGACAAGCCCUCUGAAUGAAGACGUCUUUGCUGCAAGAAGUAAAGAAAUGAGCAGUGUUGAGAAAGAGAUAAGAGAAUUGCAAGGACAAAUUUACAAGCUGCUUCUGCAGCCAGUUCACAGCAAUGUUUCCAGUGGUUAUGGAAGCCUUGGAAGCAAUGGCUCUUAUGAGCACUAUAUCAGCAUAGCAUCUUCGAGUGACUCCAAUGGGAAUUGUGCAGAGGAAAUAACUGAACCAAUGACAUUGCAACAAGUUUGUGCAGAUGUCAACCGAAUAAAGAAUCUGGGACAGCAGCUGUAUAUCGCAUCAAGAAGCAAGCCACAGAAUGGAAACGACCCGGCUGUGAGCUCAGAAGGGCUAGGAGGGAAGAGGCACACUGCUUCCUGUUUUCUUCAGUCAUUGAGAAGUGAUAGCACAGAAGAACUAGGCAAUGCAUUUUAUGAUGAUACAAAGACGACUCCGCGUGUUCCUUCCUAUCAGCAGAUCAAUUGUGUUGAUAGUAUCAUCAGAUAUCUAGAGAGCUGCAGCAUUCCAGCAUUGAAAAGGAAAUGUAAAUCUUCUGCAAAUACGUCAUCGUCAUCUUCAGAAGAUGACAAGCAAGUCCAGGAAAGUCAUCAGGAAGUCGAGGCAUUGGAAGCACUUAAUUCCCAACCUCCAAAAUCUACUGGUGGGGAAGAGACGCUGAGAGACCAGGCAACUGCAGGCGUGGCUGGAGCUCCUCUGGCAGACCUGGCCCUGUCCACCAAGGCUCCCAGCGUGGUGUCUGUCACCAGCCAGUGCAGUUACAGCAGCACCAUAGUGCACGUCCCGCACCCCGAAUCAGAAGUGACUACAAUGGAGGAUACUACUGUUGGAAGUGAACAAAUUGAGCUGCCUCCUGUGAAUGCUCAGAGUCUCACUACGGUACCCGAGGACUUGAAGCCAGUUGGGCUCACCAAAGAGACACUGUCAGCCCACACUCAAAAGGAGGAGCAGAACUACGUUGACAAGUUCCGCCAGAGGAUCUUGCUCUCUCCAUUUAGGACUUACCUUCAACAGGGGAGCAGAAGUAACAACGGACAUUCCUGUGGCCAAGGAGAUUCCCCUUCAAAGCAGAUGAACCCAGCUACCUGUAAGAAAGGCAAACACGGAAAAUUCAAGCGCCAGAAAGCUCAGAGACAGUCCUCAGACAGCCAUUCUUCUAGUAAAAUUAGAAAUAGUCUUCCAUGUGAGAAGAGAACAAUUCAGAAACAGUCAUUCUCUCCCUCAGAAGUGUCCUAUCUGAGCUCCUCCAGUAUGAAUGUCCUUCCUCCUAUGGGAUUUCCUGGCUGUUCGGAUCCGAUCUCUAGUUUUCCAGCCUCUUCUGUAGGAGAGGAGCUUCCCGUGCACUCGUUAAAACCUGAGUCAUUGUCACACCUAUGCUGUGAAGCACAGCCGUGCCCAGCACUUUAUCCCCCAAACAUAGGCACGUUUAUGGCUGUAUUUUUUCAGAGUUUCCCCAUUUAUGCUCAGAUGCCUCAAUAUGUCUUUCUUCCCAGCCCUCAGUAUGUUUACCCCCCUGCUUCCUAUCCAUGCGCGACGCGACCUCCAGCCCCUCACCCUGCUCCAUCACCAGUGGCAUCACGUUCUGUGGGUCAGCCCUUUCCAGCCUUUCCUGCCACAGCCCUGGAAGCCCAGCACGACCCAGCCCUACUGCUCAGCAGCUCCCGCAGCAGCUCCCCACUUCAGCUGAAUUUGCUGCAGGAAGAGCUGCCAAAACCUAUGGAGUUAUCCAUUAGUACUGGUGUUAAAGCCCGUGCAGAAGUGAAAUGUAACAGUGAUCCAGAAGAUAGCAGUAACAGUGCCAGCCAUUGUGCUGCUAGUGAAUUUACCGACCGCUCGCUGUACGAGGACUCCCAGCUGGGUACAGGUUCAGCAGCAUCAGGCAGUGGAUCAGCUUUAUCUGGUUCCUUAGGCUCUUGCUCCAACAAGACUUCUGCUUGUGGCACAGCAGGUAGUGGCGAAAGCAGCAAGUACUUUGCCAGUAAUGAUUCUUCUGAAGCUUCCAAAGAAGAGAAGAAUCAGGAAGCAGAAGAAAAAGGGACAGCUCAUAAAUCCAAACAUGAGUCAGCCUGGGUGAUGAUGGAUCACACACCUGAGAGAGUUCUGAUGACUUAUCAAAUGCCUAACAGAAUUAAAGAGGAAGUUUUAAAGGAGGAUCUGGAGAAGCUGAUGGUCAUGAGGAAGCAGCAGCCAUGGUUUACAGAUGGGCAAAAGAAGGAGCUGGCAGAGGUGCACACCUGGAUCCGGACCCAGACUGUCCCUCUGCAGAUCAGCACCCAGGGCUGUGUUACGUGUGACGUCAGGGAAGCAAGUUGUGAGGCUGCAAUGGCUGAUGACAAUGUGGAGAACAAGGGAAAAUCGCCUCUGUUCCUGUAACGCUGAAGGCGUCAGCGCUUGUGUCUGGAAACAUGUCAAAAAGAUGACUGUCGUUAUCCCGGUUGUAUAAAAAGAGGCAGAGACACAAAGGACUUGCACAGAUGUGUAGCCCCAGUUCAUACCAAAUCCAGGAAUAUAAUUUGGGGAACUUCACCCACUGUAUCCUGUGCUGUCUUUGCUGCCAGUGGUCAAGACGCUGACCUGUACGUAAAAACUUGAUCAUGUUAAAUGUAUUUCUUGUUUGGAGAUGUCAACCCUUCUUGUACCACCUACUACUAUGUAUUUUGUGCCCAAUAGGAUGAUAUAGUGGCAGAAAUCCUAGACCGUUUCCGUAGUGCUGUGACCACCUUACCCUGUAACCAUAUGUAAUGAAGGUGCAUGUGCCUAGGAGUUUGAAUUCAAAGUUUGUAAUUCUGGCUAAAUCUCACACGCAAGAUUCCUUGUCUGGGGCUACACUAGUCCUGGGUUACAGAAAAAAAUGGUGUGGAAAAGAAUACCAUGAAAUUAAGAGGUGAAUCUGUGCCACGUGUGAUGGUGAAACUAAAUUAUUUGCUCAAAAACAUAAACAGUCUUGAUUGCAAAACCAGGUUUAGGACAAAAAACAGUUUCCCAAGCUACUCUUUACCCUGCUAGAACCAUAGCAUCUUGCAAUCAAAUGCCUUAUCAAGCCUUUUGUGAAGGACCUCGUUUCCAUAAGUUUUCAGGAACUGGUAGUUGUUACUUCAGCUUAUGUUAACCUUUGUAGGUUGCUGGAGUAGUCAAAGUGAGAUCUGGUUCUUAUCUGAAAGACCAACGGAGUAAAUAUUGCAGCCAGAUUUGCAUUCUCUAUUUUGUUUAUGUGACUUUGUUUUGCCUGACGUAAUUAAAAUGUUGCAGAGAGUUUAGAGCUGCUUGGAAGGUCACUUUUUUGGUGAUCAAAGGAAAAACAUGCAAAUACAUUAAAUGAAGCAGUUACUACCCCCUGUGGGGGUGUCAGCAGUUUGGAAACCCUUGGUGGAUUUUGCUGGCAAUUUUUUUUUGUUGUAUUCAUAAAUAUAAAAUUAUGUUUUUAAAAGAUGAGUUGAUGUGUGAAUAUAUUCAUGGCAUUGCUAUGAACAGGAGGGACCCCAGUGUAUUUUUACAGUGUGCAAUAAAUAUUUGCUGAAUAUGUAAUGUAUUGGUAAGUUUAUCUUCCAGCUGAAUUGAGUUUUAAAUCACAAUUGAAUGACUUUUUACAUCAGUUGAUAGGAAUAUUUUAUUGAAAUAAUAUUCAGCUGUGGUUGAAUUUACAGUUGUGAUUUUAACUGUACACUUUACAGGAGCUACUGUUUUUAUAAAUAAAACUGAAAAAUAUGCUGCAAAGAACUGUU